AAAUAGCAAAAAUUGCAAAAGAUCAAAAUUAGGAAAUUGAGUUAAAAUUGAUUAUACUAUAAAAGUAAAACCUUUUAUAUACUUUGUGUAAAUUACGACAAGCAUUUAUUACUUAUUUCCUAAUUUUAUCACAGAAGAAUGGCUUCUGAUAUAAUAUCAAGUCUCCAGCUGGAUAAACACACAACCAACAGAGUGAUUGUUGCUAAGGAAAUUAAUGGGUGUGAUAGUUCAUUUAUCACCAGCUGCAUACUUGGUCACUGCAUUAAAAGUAAGCAGGCUGUCCUGUUCAUAGCUACUCACAAUUCUCUUCUCCAUUACCAGAGUGUAGGAUUAAAAAUGAAUUAUAAUUUACAAAGGCAAGUAGAUGCCGGCCUUGUACAUUUUUUAAAACUAGAUGAGGAACUUGUUAAUCUCAUAAUGUCUAAUGAAGAAAAGUCAUUACAAAAUAUAUUUUCUUCAAUAAAUCAAACUGUACAAAGUUUGAAGGUGAAUAAUAGUGUGGUCCAUAUUAUUUUAGAUGGUGUUUCUCAUUUGUUUGACUUGCAUUAUAGUCUCAGAGAUGUUAAUAUUUUUUGCAAUCAAUUAAUUCAGUUAAAUAGAGGUAGCAUAGGCUCAUUUGUUUUAUUUCAUUGUAAUGUAGCACAUGAAGAUGAUGUGACUCAUGUGAUGGCAAACCUCCUUUGCCACACAGCCCAUACAAUUCUGGAAGUCAGAAACCUUUUGUCAGGUUUGAGUGCCGAUGUGUCUGGACACUUAACUUUAAAGUACCCAGGGCACAAGUUUGAAGAUGAACAUAUGAACACCAUUGACAUGAAACCUUCCCGGUAUCUGUUCAAACUAUUUGAUAGAGGUGUUAAACUGUUUGCCCCGGGCACUGUGUAAUCAACUUGGUCACCCUCAAGACUCCUGUGUAAGGGAAAACAACUGAAGGUAACUGUGAUCAAUUAUUCUGUUAAAUACCAGUACAUUGCAGGUUUAUUAAAGCUUGGACCAUUCCAAAAUAAAUAUAUAUAUAUUAUGGAAAUUGUUCAUGUCACUAAAAAAUUAUAAAUAAAUUAUGUAUUAUGUUGA
This is a messenger RNA of Leguminivora glycinivorella, 1071 nucleotides long. RefSeq lists its product as uncharacterized. NCBI's taxonomy places the organism in Eukaryota, Metazoa, Arthropoda, Insecta, Lepidoptera, Tortricidae. The transcript has 2 exons. Gene Ontology annotation, biological process: tRNA wobble uridine modification. The coding region runs from base 139 to 882 and encodes 247 amino acids. Gene Ontology annotation, cellular component: elongator holoenzyme complex. The record is from RefSeq and is a predicted model, not a curated record.